CUAUGAUAACCUGAUAAUAUGAUGUUUAUAUCACAGUCAUUCUAAAUUAUUAUAUUUCAUUAUUCUAUUAACUAUUUGAUUAUUUCAUUUAUGAAUAGAAUAUAUUAUUCUUUUUGUUUAUUGAUUCGUUAUAGUUUGCAUAGUACAUUUUUCAGCAAUCAUCAUAUUACUAGGACGUGUACAUGUAGUUUUGAUUCUAUAUUUAUCGAACAAUUUCCCCCUGCAUUAAUUAGAAUUAUUGAAUUAAAACGCGGACAUUAAACUAUACUUAUGGACGACCGGGAACAUUAUUUGUAAGUAUCUACAAUGGUAACUCCUUGUAGCCUAAAUUAUAUAUUUUGUUUUUAAUUCAGAAAUGAUAUGCUGACAAGGACCAAUCAGCUGUUGCAAAAUGCACAGGCUGGCGCUGGACCUGGCAGAGUUGCACCCCCAAUGCACAUACCAUCAAUGACUUCUGUAGGUGGUCUUCCGAAUCUUUCAGCUGCUUCCGCUGCCACUGCUGCUAACAGUCAGUUUACAAGGAAUAAUUAUAGAAGACUUAAUAUGCCUAUUCACAUCAUGCCUCCAGUACAUUCCACGAAUGGAUCUACAGUGGGUUACAAUGCGACUUACAACAAUUAUCCCUACAGACCGUACAUGAGCAUGAAUGGAUAUAAUCCAUAUGGGCAGCCAACCUCCAGUCAGUAUCAAAAUCCGUGAGUAUUGAUUAUUAUGUACCUAAUUGUUUUUUUUUUUCAUUGGUAUCAUCAUUGGCAUAUUAUACAUUUUUUUCAUACAAUAAAGAGGUAUUGUAAUCAAUGGAAAAAAAUUAUAAUGACAAUCCAAUAGAUGUACCUAUUACCUACCUAUUUAUUGAGACAAAACUAGUUUAAUAUUAGUAAUAUUUGUGAUUCAUGAUUUUCAAAAGCAAAAAGGCUUAGUUGAAAGUAAAUCAUAACUACUAAUUGUUACACUAUAUAAUGUUAAGAAAAAUUUAGUUAUAUUUAUUUUAUUUUCAUGUACCUACAUGUAUUUUAAUUUAGUAAUUUUUGUUUAUAUAAUCUAUGUUUACCACGUCUUAUGUGGUAUAAAAUGUUCCUUGUUUAGAAAAGUGAUUUUCUUUAGGCUGUAUCUCUUAUACAUGAAUGAAUAUCUCGAAAUCUUUGAACCUAAGGUAAAAAUAUCAAUGUAAUAACACGUUAAAUACUAACGAUAAUGGCAUGAGAUAAUUCGCAAAAUUAUUUUUAGGCAGGCAGCUGAAAUGUAAAAUAUGUUUUAGUAUUCUAUUUCAGCAGUUUUAGAACUGUAUUCUGUAAUCCUCUAUAGCUCUGUGAGGUAUAGAUGCAUUAUAUGCUAUCUACACAAAUGUUGAUUGCGUUGUAUGUUAUCUAUAUCACAGGCGAUAAAUGUGUGCCCCUUGGGCAGUAGCGCGCCCAGGAAUUUUCAAUGGGAGGGAUUGUAGCAAAUAACAAUCGUGAAUAAAUCAUAAAAUUGUCUUCUUCAGUCAACUAGAUUAAAAAAACUCAACCAUUUCUUAUCAAUACAUCAAUUUUUUCUUUGUGACUUGGCUGAAAUAUAUGCAUUUCGAUAUUAGAUUACUAAUAUUUUUUUCAUUUUUUUUUUAUUUUUAAGUCAAUGGGGGGAUAUAAUCCUUAAAGUUCCCUCCCCUGCGUACGCCACUGCCCCCGGGGGUCCGUAGUAGCCUUAUUAUUACAUAACAUACACCAAUAAACUGUGUUUGACAAAAGAAAAGUUAACAAAACUUCUUAAGUAUGAUAAUAUUUAUUUAUCAAUGGGUUUCAACGGAUCCGUAGAAGAACUAAAAUCUCAAUGUGUGAUAUAUUUUGAGGUAUUAUCAAACAAGGCUUUUAAAACAUCAAAACUUAAAACCUUCAAACUAGUUUUAGUUCCAUUCUCCACAACUUAUUCGUGUGAAAAAGCUUUCUCCACUCUUGCUUAUAUUGAGAAUAGGUUUUCGAGACUGAAUAGAAAAUGUAGAAUCUGAACUACGAUUAAAGCUUUCUAGUACUGAACUCAAUGUUCAAAAACUUGUAUCUCAAACACCAUCCAUCGCAUUAAGUAAAUAAAAAUUAAACUUUAAGAAUAUUAAGUAUAAAAUAAUUUAUAUUACAUUUUUAUGCAAAAUUCAGUGUAAUAAAAAAAAAUGUUUAAAUGUGUACGUUUUGUUAUGUCUAUUUACGUAAUUUGUAAUAUAAAAUAAUAAUUAUAAUUAAUUUGGUUAGGAUAACAUGAGAUGUUUUGUAAAAUAAAAAGUUAUUCAAAAAAAAAGGGGGUCUGCGAUUUCUAAAAAUCACAGAUGUUUAUAGAUGUUAAAAAAAAAAAAAAUACCGAACAAGAUGGAGUAGAUUCUAGUAGGUAAAUAUUCGUUGUAGAUAGCAUAUAACACGAGUUCCUAAAGUAAAGUUAAUUCUGUUUUUUUUAUAUAAUGAUAUUAGAUACAAGUUGACGAUUAGGUAUAUUAAUGUUAUUGUUAACUGUUAUUUACGAUAAUUUAAUCUACUAAUAUACAGUUUACAAAAUUACGAUAAUGUCAUUGGCAUCAUACAACAUAGAUACAAUCCAUGUGAAUUUAUUGCUGGGUAGUAUAAUAAUAUUCAUAUAUUUUUUAAUUAUUAUUUAAAAUAUUAAAUAAUUAUAUUAUAUAUAUAUAUUUUUUAUUACCUAAUUCAUAAAUUGUUUUGUUUUAUACACACUAUAAUGAGAAAAAUUAAAAAGGAAUUUAUGCUUACACCAUUUUAUAUCAAUUUUAGUUUAAGAUUCAUGUCCUUGUUAUUCUUAAUAUUUUUAAUCUAUUCUGAUAUGAAUCCAUUUAAGUUGUGCAAAUGUACAACUAAUUGAUUAUUAAAGCUUAAAUGGUCAAUAGCAGACUUUGGUUAUUUUUGCAAUGUUCCAUAUAAUGUAGGUAAGCUCUAUCAGUUAAAAGAAAAAAUACAUACGAAUAUCGGCAAAUGUAAAUGCUAGUUAACGCCGUUAAACACUUUACGACCCACUGGAAGAAUGAUAAAAAUAAAUUCUCAAUGCAAUGUAUUAUCAAAGUAUUCUUGUUUUAUUUUAUUAAAACUUGUGUCUUAUAAAUAUUGUGUUAUAUUUUUAUUUUUGUAGCGUUGUUAUUGCAGCAGCUGAAAAUUCUCGUCCUGCAUUUGAAUCUAUUCAAUCUGUUGUUCAAUCAUUUAAUGCAGUCAGUAUGAUGUUGGAGUCGACUUUUACCGCAAUGCAUAUGUCUUUCCAAGCUUUACUCGGCGUUGCUGAAAAUUUCACCCGUCUAAGAAUGUUUAUGAUGAAACUAUACUCAACUAUUGUGUCAUUCAAAUUAGCCAGAUGGUUUUUAGCUAAGCUCUUUUACUUAUUAAGUAAUUUAUAAUUUCUUAAGGAUAUACUUAAGAAUAUAUUUUAUUUUAAUGGUUUGUUUAUAAUAUACAACUAAACUUGAAUAUUUUCCUUAGGAAUGGUGAGAGGAAAUAGAUUAAGUGCUGAAGAAGACUUGUGGGAAACUUUAUCAUCUACAACUCAAGGGGAUAUUUCUUCUGAUGCACGAUCUUGGCCAUUAGUAGUUUUUACUGGAUUAUUAGUUGCUACUCCUUAUUUUGUGUAUAAACUACUCAAUUCAGUGACACCAAUUUGCGAUUCUCCAACUUCGCCUAUACCACCUACUAACCCUUUACUUCCAAUCAUGUCCAACUUCCAACCACCUCCAAACAGUAAUAAUAUCAUUCUUUAUUAGUUAUAAAUGAAAAUCAAUAUUUAAUUAUUUAUUAAUGUCAAUAUCUAAAGAAUUUAAAAUAAAUUUAAACAUUUGUAUAUCAUUUUCAGGAUCUUCACAAGGAAUACUGAUUAAAUCGCCAGUUGACUGGAGUUGUCAAGAUCCUAAAACAAUUGCUUUGGUGAAAGGACAAAAUUAUUUUACUACUCAGGCUAGGUUAUCAGCAGUUGUACGUAAUGGUGGAUGGCUCUUGGUCGAUGAUCCUUUUGGACAAAGAGGUUAUGUGCCUUUGAUAUUGUUAAAACCGCAAACAUUGAAACCUUCAAAUGCACCUAUUCAAUCUGUAGCGCAAGAUACACCCGGUGAAAUACCCAAUGUUGUACAGCCAAUCAAAGACGUAAAUGGUGUUCCUAUUAUUCCUUCACAUACAUUAAUGGAACUUAAUAAAGUGGACGAUGAUAAUGUUAUGUAAAGAAAGAAACAUGUAUAUGCUUUAACUAUUUUACCAUAUAAAUAAAUAGUAGUUGUGUGUAUAAUUAAACUUACAUCAAUCAAAAAAAUAGUCAUAUUGAGCAAAUUUAAAAUUAUACAAACUAACCAACUAUGUAAAUGUAGAUAUUACAUUGCAAUGGUUAAAAAUAAUUUUAGUUUUUUAUACAUAUAUAUAUAUGUAUAAUAUAUUAUUCUCACAUAUUUUAUAUUAAGGUCUUAUUGUUAUUAUUAUAUUUUAAAUAUAAAUGUUUGGAUUUUUAUUGUCCCUGUUUGGUUAAGGUUCCAUGUACCUUGUACAUAUUAUUAUUUUGUAUUAAUUAUUUAUAUAAUAUUCCAUAGUUGUUUUAUGAUAAUAGACAUUUUACAUUAAGAUUUGUGUAAAACAUAAAUAAUGGGAUUUAUUAUUAUUAUUAUACUAUAAUUUUUAAUUGUUUGUUUUAUCUUAAAAUUAAAAUAUCUAUAAAAGAUAACUUAAUGAAGUUUGCAUAAUAAAUACAAUGUACAUAUUACUUAUGAUCUACAUAUCAGAUUUUUUUUUUUAAUAAUUGCUAAGUAUUCAAAUAUACUGGAGUACAGUAACAUUUCAAAAGAAAACAUUUAUAGUUCUUUUUUAUUGGAAUUCUACAGACAUACUCUUUAUGUAAGAUCCUGAAAGAAGCGAGUGUAUUGGUUUUUUUUAUGCAUAUAUAUAUAUUUGAUUAUUUUAUUUGUUUCAAC
Messenger RNA from Cinara cedri, 4909 nucleotides. The record is from the annotation of a GenBank genome assembly. NCBI's taxonomy places the organism in Eukaryota, Metazoa, Arthropoda, Insecta, Hemiptera, Aphididae.